GGCGGGCGAGAGCGGGCCUCCGGGCGGCGACGGCGGCGGACGCGGCCUGAGGGAGCGGCCGGCUGCCGCGCGGGGCUCGCCUCGCCCGCAGCGGGGUCCAUGGCCUGAGCGGCCAUGUCCGGCGUGGUGCGGACCCUCAGCCGCUGCCUGCUGCCGGCCGAGGCCGGCGGGGGCCGCGAGCGCAGGGCGGGCGGCAGCGGGGCCCGCGACGCGGAGCGCGAGGCGCGGCGGCGCAGCCGGGACAUCGACGCGGGGCUGGCCCGCGAGCGGCGCGCCGUGCGGCGCCUCGUCAAGAUCCUGCUGCUGGGCGCGGGCGAGAGCGGCAAGUCCACCUUCCUCAAGCAGAUGCGCAUCAUCCACGGCCGCGAGUUCGACCAGAAGGCGCUGCUCGAGUUCCGCGACACCAUCUUCGACAACAUCCUCAAGGGCUCCAAGGUCCUCGUGGACGCGCGGGACAAGCUGGGCAUCCCGUGGCAGCACUCGGAGAACGAGAAGCACGGCAUGUUCCUCAUGGCCUUCGAGAACAAGGCCGGGCUGCCCGUGGAGCCCGCCACCUUCCAGCUGUACGUGCCCGCCCUGAGCGCCCUCUGGGGGGACUCGGGCAUCCGGGAGGCCUUCAGCCGCAGGAGCGAGUUCCAGCUGGGUGAGUCGGUGAAGUACUUCCUGGACAACCUGGACCGGAUCGGCCAGCUGAACUACUUCCCCAGCAAGCAGGACAUCCUGCUGGCCAGGAAGGCCACCAAGGGCAUCGUGGAGCACGACUUCGUGAUCAAGAAGAUCCCCUUCAAGAUGGUGGACGUGGGCGGCCAGCGGUCCCAGCGCCAGAAGUGGUUCCAGUGCUUCGACGGGAUCACGUCCAUCCUGUUCAUGGUGUCCUCCAGCGAGUACGACCAGGUGCUCAUGGAGGACCGGCGCACCAACCGGCUGCUGGAGUCCAUGAACAUCUUCGAGACCAUCGUCAACAACAAGCUCUUCGUCAACGUGUCCAUCAUCCUCUUCCUCAACAAGACGGACCUGCUGGUGGAGAAGGUGCGCAGCGUCGCCAUCAGCAAGCACUUCCCCGACUUCCGCGGCGACCCGCACCGGCUGGAGGACGUGCAGCGCUACCUGGUGCAGUGCUUCGACCGCCGGCGCCGGAACCGCAGCAAGGCGCUCUUCCACCACUUCACCACGGCCAUCGACACGGAGAACAUCCGCUUCGUGUUCCACGCCGUCAAGGACACGAUCCUGCAGGAGAACCUCAAGGACAUCAUGCUGCAGUGAGGGCCCGGCCCGCCCUCCGCCCCGCGCAGCGCCGCCAGCACCUGCGGGAGCGGCCACGCGGGCGGAGGACGGGGCUGCGAUGAGCUACUGAAUCCUGGGGAGGUACACUACUGAGACGCCGGCGGCAGCUGGUGGGACUGCUGUCGAGUGGCGUGGCUUUCUACAGAAGCGCCGUGUGCAUGCCGGCGUGUGCCCAGGUGUGUGUCCGUGUGCAUGUGUGCGCGCAUGUGCGUGCGCGUUCUCUAACACCAGCACCGAGCGCCGGCCUGCCCGGCUCCCUCUAACCCGCAGGUCUUCCUGCCACUAACCCAGAGCCCUGCCUCGCCGUAGGUGUAGGCGACCCAGUGCACAGACGCAGGCCAGUGCGGCCGCCGCGGGGUCUCGGUGCCCCUCCCAGAGGGAACACGUUGCCUUUUAAAACUCCUGUGCCACGUCCCGGAGCCCCCAGGCUGUGAGACGGAGCCCAGGGCCCAGCCUGGGCGGGGGGGGGGGCUCCUGGCGUGUCGUGCCUUAAUGCCUGGGGCGCUGCCUCCUGCCUGUCACCUUCCCCGCCGCAUGGACAGGGCACGUCCCUCCACGUAGCACUCGGCGGUGCUUAUUACGCUGACCGCCCUGCCCUGCCCCCCUCUCCCCCCGCGAAGACACACCCGCCAGCCUUGUAGGUGGCUGCUCCUCUGCGUCGCCUCGUGCCUGCAGGUGGCCGCUGUGGCGCAGCCCCGGCUUCCUGUCCGCGGCGUCUGGGAGCUGCAGGGUUAGCACAGCCCGUGUCCAGCAGGCGGCCUGUGCACCGCAGACACUGACCUUCAGGAAGCCCCGACCCCGCACCACCUGGGUCCUGCAGACUGCCACCACCCCAGUGCCUCUUACAGCCGGUCCCUUGCCAGGCCGCCCUCCAUCCGGGUCCUGUCCAGGCUCCGCCUCUAGAAUUCCACACAGCACGUGCUCCCAGCUCAGGGUGCUCGCGGGCCCGGUGGAGGCCCACCCCGGCAGGUGCCACACUGUUCAGUGCAUUGCAUUCCACUGCCCGCUGCGGGCCACUCCAUGUGGUUCUCGGGGGUCGGGCUCGCCUAGCACUUGAGAGAGAAGGAAAGAGCUUCCUCUCUCACCAGCACCAGAACUCACUGGCCUAGCCACACCCCGGGCCCGGUCCUCAGGCCGCCCUGGGCCCCUCCGGUGUCCCUUGGCGCCUCCCUCGGCUCCAUGUCAGCAGGCCCGGCACACGUGAGUCUGUGGCAGGGGCUGACCCAGAGGGAAGGGAGGACGCCCACUCCCGAGUCACCUUGUCACCGUGUUUAGCGAGGAGACGCACAGCGUGAGAGUCCCCGGUGCGUGUGCCGAGGGUCGGCUCUGGUUAGAAAGAAGUUGCUGAUUGGGUGCCGCCCCCUGUGGCUCUCCACGAGCCGAGGCUGUGGCCCAGGCCCGGCCGUGUGGCCUGGAGGGGAGGGCACAGGCCCGGCCGUGUGGCCUGGAGGGGAGGGCACAGGGCGGCUCAGGCAGGCGGUUCUGAGGUCACGGUCGCCUUCGGUGACGGGGGCGCCGGGUCUCGGGUGUGCGGAGCGGGCUGGACCUCCCGACCGGGAAACGGGGCUCAGGAGAGGCUGCUGGGUCCCGGCUGGGCCCCUGGGGCCCUGAGCGCUUUGCCUGUAGUCAGGCUGACCCGUUUGCUCGCUCACUUCCACGUGAGUGUGAGGACUGUGACCGCGUUGAGCGUGGCGGGAUGGCCCGGAGGCCAGGACCCCGACCAGCUCGGCCACCCCUCACCCCUGUGGGCUUCUCGCCGAGCCCGGGCGUCCCCGGCCGAGGAGGGUGUCCCGGCGCUGCUCUAAGUCCUGGGGGCGCCUAACCGGAGAAGAGUUACAGUUUGUGAGGCUGAACUAAACCAUUUACAACUUUCUACACAUAGACUAGUCCUUCUUGUUUCUGAAGCCUCGGCUUUUGUAAUUUUUUAUCUUAAUUUCACUGUCACCCUUGAUUAUUGUCUUUUGUAUUGAGAUGGAGGAGCAGGAGGUAGUGGUGCCUCAUCUAUUAUUGCAAAAAUGUAACAAUAAACUUCCUCAAAUAAGA
Molecule: messenger RNA, 3327 nt
Organism: Eptesicus fuscus (big brown bat)
Lineage: Eukaryota; Metazoa; Chordata; Mammalia; Chiroptera; Vespertilionidae
Gene: GNA12
Product: G protein subunit alpha 12
Exons: 4
Coding region: 115-1263 (382 amino acids)
Biological process (GO): adenylate cyclase-modulating G protein-coupled receptor signaling pathway; Rho protein signal transduction
Cellular component (GO): brush border membrane; heterotrimeric G-protein complex
Molecular function (GO): G-protein beta/gamma-subunit complex binding; guanyl nucleotide binding; D5 dopamine receptor binding
Source: RefSeq, a predicted model, not a curated record